Magallana angulata is the source of this 2965-nucleotide messenger RNA. RefSeq names its product potassium voltage-gated channel subfamily KQT member 1-like. Gene Ontology annotation, molecular function: voltage-gated potassium channel activity. The record is from RefSeq and is a predicted model, not a curated record. Gene Ontology annotation, cellular component: membrane. Gene Ontology annotation, biological process: potassium ion transport; transmembrane transport. The transcript is spliced from 14 exons. Lineage: Eukaryota; Metazoa; Mollusca; Bivalvia; Ostreida; Ostreidae. The coding region runs from base 781 to 2568 and encodes 595 amino acids.
CCUUAUUCACGCCAUUGUUUGGCCGGGACAGCCCCCUCUGAACUAUCGCUGUAACGGAGAGGUUCCAGUGAGUUAAUUAGCUGAGUUAAAUAUCCCCGAAUCCUGGAUCAGACACAGCGGACCGUCUCUGUAUGGGGGUCCCCACAAUAGACGUUUAAUUACUCAGCCUUCACCUCUUACUUUAAACCUCUGAUCGACAGCAAGUUCUUUACGAUCACUAAAGCGUGCUAGUGGAUUCAGCCAUUGAUCUACGUUAUUACAUGAGUGUCGUGUACACACUGCUGUCCUGGGAGCCUGGUCAAGGCUAGUACAGCUAGUGUACAACUAGUACAACUAGUACAUCGUACGUAGUGUGGACGGAGGCUGUCAGUGAGUGUCAGUGUCCAACAUUGUGUCAGUAUCUGACAGCGUGUCAGUGAACCUACUGUCAGUGUCUCAAGGAGCUGUGCAGCUGUUUCGUGGGAUUCCCCUUUUCUGUGGUUGACCAGGAGUCUUAGUGAGGGGGCUUCUAGGAUCCCGUCUCCGCGUGACUUGGACACGUUUACACCCCACCAACCCUACACAUCGUGGGGGAUCGUUGUGAUUAUUCUGUGAUUUUAUUCAUUUGUUCGACAUAUUACCGACGAUGAACUCUGAGGACAAUACCUGAUGGCGGAUUAGUGAGCCUGAAUUAUUGAUGAACACAUCGACAUUCCGGGAUUUGCGGGUUCUGGUGAAUCGUUGUCCUGUAGGACUCUGGUGAAUCGUUGUCCGUCGCGGUCUGACAUGUAGCGCCACCACAUGGAAGCAGGGGACGAAACACAGAGGGCGCUGCUAAACCACAGCACCACCGCUCCCUCGCGGCUCAAUGAGGAACCACCCACAAACAACAACCAUCUGUCCCGCUCCCCAGGCAAGCGGUAUGACGCACCCCCGGGGAACAGGACAGAGGGGUCGGGCUCGGCGUGGAUGGAGUUCAAACCGGUCAUUAACCAGAUGGACAAGAUCCUGGAGAACAAGUACCGCGUCCGGAACAAGACCCAGAUGACGCUCACCGUGCAGGGCAAGGUCUACAACUUCCUGGAGCGACCCACGGGCUGGAAGUGCUUCAUCUACCACUUCACAGUAUUCAUGAUGGUGCUGAUCUGUCUCAUCUUCAGUGUGCUGUCAACCAUUGACCAGUACACCGAGUUUGCCAACGAAACACUCUUCUACAUGGAGAUAGUCCUGGUGGUGUUUUUCGGUCUGGAGUACGUGGUCCGUCUCUGGGCUGCAGGCUGUAGGAGUAAGUACAUGGGACUGGCGGGACGCGUCAGAUUCGCCCGGAAACCCAUCUCCGUCAUUGAUUUCCUGGUCGUCACGGCGUCCAUUGUUGUCUUGUCUGUCGGCUCCAACGGACAAGUGUUCGCAACGUCCGCCAUCAGAGGUGUCCGGUUUCUACAAAUACUGCGUAUGUUACAUGUAGACAGACAGGGCGGAACAUGGCGACUGUUGGGUUCUGUUGUCUACAUUCAUAGACAGGAACUCAUCACGACGCUGUACAUAGGGUUCCUGGGACUCAUCUUCUCUUCCUAUUUUGUCUAUUUGGCGGAAAAAGAGAACGGGUCCACAGAUUUCACAAGCUAUGCAGAUGCGCUCUGGUGGGGCGUGAUCACCGUGACAACGAUAGGGUACGGGGACACAGUGCCCCAGACCUGGAUGGGGAGGAUCGUCGCUUCCUGCUUCUCCGUCUUCGCCAUAUCCUUCUUCGCUCUUCCUGCAGGUAUUCUGGGAUCAGGGUUUGCUUUAAAAGUUCAACAGAAACAACGACAAAAACACUUUAAUCGACAGAUCCCCACCGCAGCUUCUCUCAUACAGUGUCUGUGGCGAUGUCACGCCGCCGAACCGCCAUUUAAGUCGUCAGCUACAUGGAAGGUUCACAUAGAGGAAAAACGACAUUUUGAUAAACACCAUCCCGGGUUUUCCAAAUUGAUGAAUCAUUCCAUGAAUAAAUUAAACAGUAAGCAAAACUCAAACUCCAUGUCCAGAAUCACACAGAAAUCUAGUCUAUUAAAGAAGAGGCGCGGGUUUUCCCGGUCAGCGAGUAUCUCGGAUCGUCAGGGAAGUUGUCAGUCGAUCCCAGAAUGCCCAGAGAAAACAAGCCCGGAUCAGAUCUCUGACGAGAACAACUCCCAAUCCAUGGAAAUGGCAGAGUUUUCUAUAGAUUGUCAAGAAGAGGAGUCUGUUUCAAAACCUCAGGAAUUAACAGAACAACACAAAAUUAUGAUACGAGUUAUCAGGAGAAUUAAAUUCUUUGUAGCCAGACGGCGAUUUCAGUUGGCCAGGAAACCUUAUGACGUCAGGGAUGUUAUCGAGCAGUAUUCUCAGGGACAUUUAAACAUGAUGGUGCGGAUCAAGGAACUCCAGAGAAGACUUGACACCACACUAGGGAAACCACUCCAUGUUUUAACAAGAGACAAAGAGAGAACAACUGUGUUCUCUAAGCUCGCCAGUAUGGAGAACCAGAUGCGAGACCUGGACAGGAAAAUGGACCAGAUUCUGGUGCUUCUUCACACACAACACCAAGAAACUCGUAAUCAGCACCAGUGACCGUGAUCGAUAAGUCCAAUAAUGACAACGAAGGGAGAAAGCUCAUUUACAGUGUUGGUCAAAGAAAAAAGGAGUCUUAAAUGCUCAAAAACACAUUAUUGAGCUAAAUUUUGAAUGAUUGACCAGCAAUUAAUUUUAUGAUUAACCUAUUUCUGCUGUCUGUGCAAGUAGGGAUUGACGAAACCUAUAAACAUGAUUAAAAGAAAGAGAUUUGCAAGAGCAACGAAACAGUAGUUAAUUGAAUACGACAGUUUGAGUUUGAACAAAAAAGAAAUAUACAACUGUGAAAAUAUACUUCUGAAAUUCAAAGUGAUUCAGCGAUGAUACUUUGAAUAUUGCUAAUCACAGUAUUUUAUUGUAAUAAUUGUUUAUAAAGGGUUUAUUCAAACAUAAUGUG